This is a messenger RNA of Cygnus olor (mute swan), 4173 nucleotides long. RefSeq names its product heat shock transcription factor 5 (gene HSF5). NCBI's taxonomy places the organism in Eukaryota, Metazoa, Chordata, Aves, Anseriformes, Anatidae. The transcript has 6 exons. Gene Ontology annotation, biological process: regulation of DNA-templated transcription. Bases 58 to 1893 code for a protein of 611 amino acids. Gene Ontology annotation, molecular function: sequence-specific DNA binding; DNA-binding transcription factor activity. The record is from RefSeq and is a predicted model, not a curated record.
UCGCGAGGCGGCCGUUGGGGCGUGAGCGGCCGCCCCGUCCCGUCCCGUCCCGUCGCCAUGGAGGAGCCGCUGCUGCCCGCCCCCAUCAACCCCAACAACUUCCCGGCCAAGCUGUGGCGGCUGGUGAACAGCCCGCUGUUCCGCUCCAUCCGCUGGGACGCCAGCGGCGAGGGGCUGCUCAUCGACCAGCCGCUCUUCGAGUCCGAGCUGCUGGGCGCGGGGCCGGGCCGCGCCGCGGGGCCGGGCGGCGACGGGGCGGUAGGGGCCGGCGACCUCUUCAAGACCACCAACUUCACCAGCUUCAUCCGGCAGCUCAACCUCUACGGCUUCCGCAAGGUGGUGAUGGGGCCGGCGGGCGGAGCGGCGGGGACCGGGACCGGGCCCGGACCCGGGCCGGGCCCAGGGGGCGACGGCGGCGGCUCCGGGGGCCCCCUGCACCACUUCCACAGCCCCCACUUCCGCCGCGACCGCCCCGACCUCCUCGUCCACCUGAAGCGCCUGACGAGCGCCAACAAGGCGAAGCUGGCGGCCGGGCUGGAGGUGACGAGCCGCCCGCCCAACCGCUUCCAGCGCCUGCUCGGCACCUCGCUGCACGGGGACCUGCUGCUGCCGCCCUCGACGCCCGGCAAGGCCGACCGGCCCGGACUGCUGACUGUAGGACAGUUUCAUGGACCUUAUCAUCAAGACAGUUUAUUUCCUUACUCCUACAUAUCGGCCUCAUCCCACAACCACAGCACGUUACCGUCAAAAAGUUUAGAUCGGACUCCAGUCCCUUCCAGAACAUGGCAGAAUUCUCUUGGGUUUGUUCCAGGACACGAGGCUUCCCCAGCCUUUUCAGAUAAAGGGGUUGCCUUUCCAGUACUCCAGAGGUUUCCAACAGAGGUCACGUACACACUACAGCCCAACACCUCUCCUGUGCCGCUUCAGCAACGGUCUCAAGCCAUUGCCACUUCCCCUCCAAAAUACAGCAGCUACACAUCUUCAAUGCAGUUCUCACAAACCUAUUAUCCAACAGCUGCACUGCAGUGUUGCUCACCAACUACCCACAUAGAUCCUCUGACUGGCUAUGCUAGUCCUACAGCUUCGACGUACGCCCACUGCAGCUUUUUCCAGAGUCCUCCAAUGCAGUCGCCUUAUGCAGUUGAAUUUCUACCCUCUAACUGGCCAUGUACUACAUCUGAUGAAAACAAGAAGACAGAAGUAAGUCUCGAAGCCGUGUUUCAGAUUGUUGAUGAAAUGCAUUCAACACCUAAAGCUGAAAUGGUGAAAGUGGAACCUGUGGAGAACCAGUGUUCAAGCCCUCGGUCCAACAGAAGCCAACCACUGCUAGUUGAUACUGAGAACAGUGAUCCACCUUCUUCAAUUGAGGAGAGCCAACUGGAACCUCUUACUCCUGUAGCUUCAGACAUUACGUCAUUUGUGAUGGGAGCAGAUCAAGAAAUGACUUGUCCUCUGUCACAACCUUCUGAAUUUCUUUACACUCUCCGUACCUCUGCAUCAGUAGAAAGUGGUACAGCUCAAAUACUGCAAGAACCUGUGACCAUGCAGGAAGCACAUGCAAAACUGAGAGAACAACAAGAUCACUUCCCAACUCCAUCCUCAGUAAUGUUUGUUCAGGAAGGACAGCGGUUCAGUCCACAGAAGUAUUCACCUGAAAGCAAAACAAAAGCUAAAUGUCAAUCCAAUACAUCAGGGACAGUGGUGUCUUCAGAAGAGAUAGGAUUCCUCACUUCAGGAACUGGGCCUGUGAACAAAUCUGCAGUUUCAUCUGUACAACCUAGAAGCAGAGAGAGAAGAAACAGUACACAGAACAGCAAGUCCCCUGAUCUCCAUCUGCUGGUAGAUGUAGCUUGCAAGCAGGGGCACUUUCCAAAGGAAGAAAUAAGAGAGUGAGAAGUGGGUGACAAGUAUGUGAAAAUGUGCAGCAGCUGCCAGCUGGGUUCUCUUGUCAGACUCCAGAGGCAAUGUCUUGCACACAACAGGCACUUUGGAUCAUUUCAACUGUUUAUAAAAAACAAAACAAACAAACAAAAAAAAAACAGAACACAAAACACCACUAUAUUUUUUAAUUUCAUUCUAACUUUGUGAGGUGUUAGUCACUCCAUGCUUUUUUACACCUCUUCCAUUACAUUUUCUACCCGACAAGUUAUAAAGCGCCUAGUGGUCAGAAUAUUUAAUAUGAAGUAAAUACUUAGCCGCUCAUUUUUUUAGAUAUGGAAAAUCUGGACUUCCUGUAAACAGGAACAGCUUUAAAAACUUUUUCCAAAACUUUCUUACUGGGAAGCAAGUUGGUUUUAUUGCUGUAUUUGGAAUCUUUUUAUUUAACAUUGUUGGAAGCUACAGUGUACUCGGCACAGAUGCUGUUUGGUGCUCUCACCGUCUUCGCUUGAAGUCAUACUGUGGCUCUUUAAUGGGAAUUGUGUAUGAAACAAAAGCGCAGGAAAGUCACAAGAUUCUAGGUCUGAAUGGGUCAGGGAUUUCAGGAGAGCAGCUAUGGGAAAGAUGAGCUAAUUUUCUGAGUGAUUAACCAGGAAAUGCUCUUCUUUCCUAAACCAAUGCUCUGUUUCAGCAACAAGUGUGUCCCUUCUGGUGGGUAUCCGUUACACAUGACAGCUGCUGAUCUUUUACAUUUACGGAGAAUUGUCCUGUUUUAAUAAUUUCUUUUUGAUUCCAAUAAUAUAUGUAAUGGUAAGUUAUCUGUUGUUUUAGUACUUUAUUUUAAGUAGGUCUUACAUACAUUCUAACAUAUUAAAUCUGAUUGUAUUUAUAUUGAUAGUAUAUUUAAAGUUUUUAAUAGCUAUGCAUUUGUAUUUAUGUUAAUAUACUGUUUAAAGGAUAAAGUGGGCACAGUCUAUAUUUAUGUUAGGGAAAUACAUGUGAAAGAGCACCAAAAACAUAGAUUUAAUUGUGUCAUCUGUGUUCAUGCUUCUUUUAAAAUUAAUUAGAGCCAGUCCUUUCACACAAGAAAGAAACAGAAUUUAUCAGGACCGCCUCAGCUAUACCCUCCAGCACUUUAUGUAGCUUUUAGCUGUGGUCAGGGUGUCCUAAGUGAAUGUUGAGUGGUAGAACAAACCGGGGCAAAGCCUUUGAUUAUUCACCAGCAGUCCAAACUAGACAAAUGCAAUCUGAGGAUGCUUUUAGGUCAAGGCUAGUGGGAGUGUUACCAUACUGGUUGUCCUCAGUUUUGUUAUCCUGUAUCGUAUAUUACAGGAUAUAUGUGCAGUACAAUUUCAGUUGACAUGAAUAGUGAAGGGUUAGGUGGUUAUGUUCAAGUCCUACUUCUUAAAUGAAAGUAUAUGGAAACCAUUUGUACAUGAAUGAGAGUAUCUGGGUAGUUAAAAGGAAAAGUUUUUCAAUAACAUUGCUGCAGCUCGUCACCUAAGUUUGGUUUCAUGCCCUACAGCUGACAUGGCUUGAGACUGUUGCAUAAUAUGCUGUGGAAAUUGUGGAUGAUCUGUGUCCUGUAGGAGUUGGUGCCAUCAAUAGUAACGGGGUUUGACAGCAGCAGACUAGCCCUCACAGACCAAGGUGUAAGGAGAUGGACUUAAAAGGAUUUCAGCCUUAUCAAACUGGAGCUGCUACCUCUUUAAUUCACAUACACUACAAAGGGAACUUCUUAGCUUACCUUUCUUAUUCCUGCUUGCCACCGAAAGAUUUGACACUUUUGGAGAUUCAAGAUAGGGGAAUCUCAGGGUCUUAGAUAAUGCUCUGUUGUUCUAAAGGCAAAUUACGAAAUCUUUCAUAUUAGAAUUUUUUAAUAUGCUGAUCUAGAAAGGCUAUGGAGCUGGCUCUCCUGAUGUACAUCACUUUCAGAACACACAUGGAUGUAAGCUCCCUUCAUUCUUAAUCAGCUCACCCUGACGUAGGGAGAGAGCACAGGAGAAAGGGCACUCGCUAGCUUAGGAAAUUAGUAUAUUGCUGCACAAGGCCUCACAAGUCUCAGGUGGCCCUCUAGAUUGAAGGUCUAGCGCUUCAGCACCUUAACGUGGAUCUAGUUCAGUCAGUAAAUAAUAAAAAGUAACUUCUGUAGCAAGACCUUGUUUUUAACUAUGUUCUUGUUAAUGGGAACACAGUGCAAUUUUGUUUACCUCGUGGACGUUCUUUUAUCGUCCUGCUCAGACAGCAUGGUUGCACCAAUCUGCAAUAAAUUAAACUUUCAAACCGAAAUAUGGA